AUGGAUACAAACAAAUACCCUUUGCCUGAUCAAUUAUCUAUCCCUUACAAUAAAUUAGAUAACUUGAUUUCAUCAAUUGAAUCAAUUCAUCAAAAAUUAUCAAAUCUAGAAAUUAAAGUUGAUAAUCUUACAAAUAUUGUUAAUUCUAUGGCAAAUUGCAAAACCAAAGAAAUAGAUCCAACCGAGAUUUGCUUAUGUGUUGGCAUUAGAGUUCCUCCAGAAGUUAGAAAUCAACUUUGUGAAUUUCGCGAUAAUAUUAAAAAGAAUAAUCAGUUCAAAGAAUACAGACAAGAUGAUGACUUUCAUAUCACAUUACAUUUCUUAGGAAAGGUUGAAAAGUCCAGAAUACCUGAAAUUCAAGAAAUUCUACAAAAAAUUGCCAAUAACUAUUCAGUGUUUGAAAUAUCCCUCGGUAAACCAGGAACAUUAGGAAGCAAUACCAGACCAAAUGUUUUAUUCAUUCAACCCGAUGGCGAUUUCAGAUCAUUAUAUGAUUUAGGAAUGAAAAUAAGAAAGUCAUGCGAUGAAAAAGGAUUCAACACAGAUAAGUUUGAUGAUUAUGAGCCUCAUAUCUCAAUUGCUACAAAUUUCAGAUCAAAUGAAGAUUUUGUUCAAAUUCCACAUGACAUUUAUCCUCCUAAGUUAAGCUUCACUGUCAAUAAAUUUGAAUUGCUCCAAGCAACAAAUUCAAAAGAUGCCAAAUAUUUGACACUUUCAGAAUUCGAAUUAAAAUAA
This is a messenger RNA of Trichomonas vaginalis G3, 735 nucleotides long. Its product is annotated as RNA 2',3'-cyclic phosphodiesterase family. Gene Ontology annotation, molecular function: 2',3'-cyclic-nucleotide 3'-phosphodiesterase activity; RNA 2',3'-cyclic 3'-phosphodiesterase activity. The transcript has a single exon. The record is from RefSeq and is a predicted model, not a curated record. NCBI's taxonomy places the organism in Eukaryota, Parabasalia, Trichomonadida, Trichomonadidae. Bases 1 to 735 code for a protein of 244 amino acids.